UGACGUCCGCCCGAGCUUAGGCAAGACCCUGACUAGAUCCGUAGUUUGAGAACAUGCAUUCAGGAUCAUAUCUGUGCUUCCGUGCACACGAGGUGUACUUGGAAUGACCGCGAAUUACUCUUAUGUAGCAGCUGCGCACUGGUCAGAUAUCGCCCCCUCACCUGGACCGGUACGACCACCGUGACCGUCCUACCGUCUACAGACCAUGGACAUCACCAACGAAGUGAUUCUGGCGAUGGCCAACGAACUCAAGUGUCUGAGACAGCAAUUGAAAGAGCAGACCGGUGGACAAAAGGACGAGAAUACAGAACAGAUGCGCAGCCUUCAACACGAGAACGAAAAGCUUCCGCUCGAAUUGAAUGGUGUACGAUCACAUUCGCCCGCGAGCUCGCCGGAGCAGCUCUCGUCGUACGAAUCACUCCGGAGACAACUGAACGAAGCGUUGCGUGAACGAGAUGAAGAACUCAGCAUGCAUGCAGAAAUAGUGAGGAGCAUGAAGUCAGAACUGUCCGUACUGAGGAACCAAUACGAGGAAGUUAAGGUGACUCUGGGGGUCAAGCAAGAUUCGGCUGGGAACAAGCAUCGCUCCCCGGGGGUGUCACCCUCGGACACAGACAGUCAGGAAACUAUCGAUGACGGUGAGGACGUACUGAACCCCCUUACCUUCCUCGAGCUUCAGGACGGUGGGAAGAGCGAGCGGCCGUCUCUCUGCAUAUACGAGAGCCCUGCAGGUUUGAACCUGUGGGCAGCCGUGCGCAAGGAACUUCCGGACCCAUCUAUCCUCGACGGAGUUCUGCAUGUCAAUCCGGACAGCAUCAUCUGGCAUCGCGAUGGGGAAAAACGCUGUCUCCUACUUCAUGCAUCGCGGCGUUUCAGUCUGUCCAACAAAGAUGUGUGGAAGUCUGAGGACUGCACGCUGACACUCGAGAAGGGCGCUGCACGUCAAUUGCUUUGCAAAUCGGCGGAUAAAGCAUGGUCAUACGGCGGCAUGUACUGCUGUGUUGGCAUCUGGGACAUAUCUGAGGAAGAGCUACGUCCGCUUCAUCCGAACCACACCCUCAUGAACGCAAUCGUACAGCGAACCACAAUGUCAGGCUCGAAAGGCGGAAGUGCGACGCAUGUGGGGAAGCUGAUACGGGAACUGUAUCGCAGCGGGGCCCUUUCCAUCCGGUGCUACGGCAUGGAGCUGGUGAGGCGAGAUGUGGCCCUUGACAAUGCGUUGGAGAGUUGUGCGAUCCACCGCGUGGACAAGAAACGUGGACUGGACGAGGAGGAGGGAAGUUCCCGAAAGAAGCAGAAAUCUUCGUAAUGGCAGUGGUACGUACGCAUUCUUGGAAACCUUAUGUUCACGCGGCCCCGUAGAUAUCGCACAGAGAUUCCAUGAUUCAUUACUUGGAGGUAGUUGUUAGCUAAAGCUGCAAGUCUACUGUUCAACGCGCUCGACAGUCGUAGAUGUCGAAACCAACUCUUCUGAAAUGGCGAUUGUUUUUCGUGACAUUAUAAUAUAUACGGAUAAGCUACAUGGAUCUUUCUGGAGACCUACGAGAAUACACAAUUUGUAGUACUACGACAUCAGCAUACGAGCUCGAAUGCUGAUAACGCUGCAAUCCGCCUUACGACUUUGCAUUGGACAUCGUCAACAAUGCCUCCCACUCAACCGUCCCUCGGCUGGGGUAGGAUCGCGCCAAGUUGUGCGUGGCACUGGGCACUGAGCGAAAAACCAGCGCGAACGCGACUCAGCAGGGUUGUCCUCCCCCGAGGCACCCAGUACAAACCGUGCAUCCAACCGAGUAA
This is a messenger RNA of Rhodofomes roseus, 1794 nucleotides long. RefSeq lists its product as uncharacterized. Bases 206 to 1309 code for a protein of 367 amino acids. The transcript is spliced from 8 exons. NCBI's taxonomy places the organism in Eukaryota, Fungi, Basidiomycota, Agaricomycetes, Polyporales, Fomitopsidaceae. The record is from RefSeq and is a predicted model, not a curated record.